Messenger RNA from Hevea brasiliensis (rubber tree), 2599 nucleotides. Its product is annotated as serine/threonine-protein kinase BSK7. Gene Ontology annotation, biological process: brassinosteroid mediated signaling pathway; protein phosphorylation. Bases 577 to 2043 code for a protein of 488 amino acids. Gene Ontology annotation, molecular function: protein binding; protein kinase activity; ATP binding. The transcript is spliced from 12 exons. Lineage: Eukaryota; Viridiplantae; Streptophyta; Magnoliopsida; Malpighiales; Euphorbiaceae. The record is from RefSeq and is a predicted model, not a curated record.
GAUGUGUGUUGAAAAAGAAUAAACCCAUGAGCCCGUAACCUCUUCUUCAUUCUCAUUUAAUAGUAUAUUUCAAUAUCCAUCUGUCUACUCUCUUCUCCAUUUUUAUUUGAAUUCUUAUUUCCAAAUCUCAAAAUUCUCUUUCUCUAAGUUGAUCUCAGAUUCACACCUCUGAAAUUCACUUUUCAAUUGCACUUCCAUUGCUUCCAAAACUCACAAAUUUUGCCAAAUCCUUAAUAUCAUAUCCUUUUACUCUCCAGUUCUUUUUGAACGAAUCCAGCUGUUGCUUUGCUCUGUCUCUGUUCAGAGAGCUGAAAUUUGAUUGACUUGGGUGGUUGACUCAGAGAGAAGAGCUGUAGAAGAGGUUAACUGGUCUUGUUCCAAAAAGGAUUCUGGGGCUAAAAUUUCUCACUUUUCUUUAUUGAUCUCGGCAACAAUUGAAGUUUUGAAAUAUUUAUCAUGCAAUUUGGUGACAUGAUUAGUAUGUGAAUCUGGAUGAAGUGAUUGAGCUGGAUAAGAUUUUAUAAUUUUUUAGGCUUUGGGACUAAUUAGUGUUUAAUUCCAAAUUUUGGUGUCGUGAUGGGCUGUGAGUGUUCAAAGCUCUCUGCCUGUUGUUGGACUUCUGAGAUUGAUGGAUCAGUUCCUGAGGGCCAAAAUGAGGAAAAUGAGGAGAGGAACGAAGUUGAUGAUUCACCCUCAUUCAUUGAAUACACCAUUGAGACACUCAAGAUGGCAACAUCUGGAUUUGCUGUGGAGAAUAUAGUUUCUGAACAUGGGGAAAAAGCUCCAAAUGUGGUUUACAAGGGUAAGCUUGAGAAUCAGAGGAGGAUUGCUGUAAAACGAUUUAAUAGAUCUGCUUGGCCUGAUGCCAGACAGUUUUUGGAAGAAGCAAGAGCUGUUGGUCAGCUUCGGAACCAUAGGCUGGCAAAUUUGCUUGGUUGUUGUUGUGAAGGGGAUGAGAGGCUACUUGUUGCAGAAUUUAUGCCCAAUGAUACAUUAGCAAAACACUUAUUUCAUUGGGAAACACAACCAAUGAAAUGGGCAAUGCGGCUUAGGGUGGCUUUACAUCUUGCGCAAGCUCUAGAAUAUUGUACUUGUAAAGGCCGUGCCCUGUAUCAUGAUCUGAAUGCCUAUAGAAUUGUUUUUGAUGAUGAGGGCAACCCUCGACUUUCAUGCUUCGGUCUUAUGAAGAACAGCAGGGAUGGAAAAAGUUAUAGUACAAACCUGGCAUUUACUCCUCCUGAGUAUCUGAGAACAGGGAGAGUAACACCAGAAAGCGUAAUGUAUAGCUUUGGUACCCUUUUGCUUGAUCUUCUCAGUGGAAAACAUAUUCCUCCCAGCCAUGCACUCGACUUGAUAAGGGACAGGAAUAUUCAGACGCUUACGGAUUCUUGCUUGGAAGGCCAAUUUACUAAUGAUGAUGGGACUGAAUUGGUGCGAUUAGCCUCUCGAUGUUUGCAGUAUGAGCCUCGUGAACGGCCAAAUCCAAAGUCAUUAGUUGCGGCUUUGAUUCCACUUCAGAAGGAUACCGAGGUUCCUUCUCAUGUAUUGAUGGGUAUCCCAGAUGGUACUGCACCUUUGCCUCUGUCACCCCUUGGUGAGGCGUGCUUAAGAAUGGAUUUGACUGCCAUACAUGAGGUCAUAGAAAAGAUUGGAUAUAAAGAUGAUGAGGGUGUGGCUACUGAGCUCUCAUUCCAGAUGUGGACCAAUCAGAUGCAGGAAACAUUAAAUUCAAAGAAAAAGGGUGAUGUUGCCUUCAGGCAUAAAGAAUUUAGAGCUGCCAUUGAAUGCUACUCUCAGUUCAUUGAGGUUGGAACCAUGGUUUCUCCAACUGUCUAUGCACGCCGAAGUCUAUCUUAUCUUAUGAGCGAAAUGCCACAGGAAGCUCUUAAUGAUGCACUGCAAGCCCAAGUAAUAUCCCCCAUUUGGCAUAUUGCAUCUUAUUUACAAGCAGCAGCUCUUUUUGCUUUGGGAAGGGAGAGCGAGGCACAAGCAGCUCUUAAAGAGGGCUCAAUGCAUGAAAAUAAAAAAACAACAAACUCUUGAUGAUAGAAAAUGAUGAAGCUCAAUAAAUCUUGAAUUGCUGUUCCUUGAGAUGACUACAAAGGGCAAACCCAAACUUAGUUUCCAGGCAGGAUGAUCAAGUGUUAUUAAGCCUCACAGCAAAUCUUGGACUAAUCUUCUGCAUGUGAUUGGAUUGCUUGUCAUCGUGGAGAAUUCUUUCCAAAAAAUUAUUGGAUGGGUUGGUUUUUGUCGGUUCGCUGGGUAUUUGCCAUAUUGGGACACUCGUAUGCACAUAUGAACAAUCUACCCUUGUUGCUGUUUGCUGACCUUUUCCAAUACACCAAUCUAGGGAAAUAAUUUAAGACAUUCAUGGGAUAGAUUUUACAUGUUUGUAGAGGAAUUCAUCUCUUGUUUAAAGUUGCAUUUAGAGGGUGAAUAGAAGAAGUCGUCCUUGCCAUCCUUGUAAUUUAUGUACAGUGCUAUUGGUUGUGGUUGUCAAGGUGAGGUGAAAUGGGGUUUUUAUUUUUUGGUAUGCUGUUCCGAAGUUUUUGAAUUCAUAUUAUUGCUUUCUAAUUGAGUCGUCUUAUUUUCGUUUCUA